Molecule: messenger RNA, 1662 nt
Organism: Elephantulus edwardii (Cape elephant shrew)
Lineage: Eukaryota; Metazoa; Chordata; Mammalia; Macroscelidea; Macroscelididae
Gene: HIRIP3
Product: HIRA interacting protein 3
Exons: 8
Coding region: 1-1662 (553 amino acids)
Cellular component (GO): nucleus
Source: RefSeq, a predicted model, not a curated record
AUGGCGCGGGAUAGCGAGAUGCGGGAGUUCACUCGCAGACUCUUCCGCGGACGCCCGGACCUCAGCGCGCUCACGCACUCCAUCGUGCGGCAGCGGUUCUUGGCUCAUGUGGGUCGCGACCACUUGGAAGUCGAAGAGAAGCAGGCGCUGAAGCGGCUGGUGGAGGAGGAGUUGCUGAGGAUGCAGGUGGAUGACCGGGGUGCCAGGGGGCGAGGCCUUUCGAAAAAGGUGAAGAGGGCCGCCUCCCCUUCCAGCGAUUCAGAGAGAAAAAAGCCCCGUUUCAAUUCAGAAUCAGAACUCAGCUCUGCAGCCUCCAGCUCAGACUCCUCCAGCUCUCCAGCAGAAAACGGGAUGGCAGAAGCAGAAGCCAGCCCAGCCAAGAAGGGUCCAAAGCAAACAUCAAAGAAAUCAACAAACAAGAGCAGAGAUGAGGAGGCCUCGCAGAGGGACCAGACUGCAAAGAUGGGGUCAGAGGAGGGAGUGGAUGAGAGCAGUGAGGAGGAAGAGGAGGCAGGCUCUGCCAGAAAGGCCACUGUGAGAAGGACCAAGCAGAAACUGGGCAAAGCCGCAGCUAGUAGGAAGCAGGCUGUGGAGGAGAGUGAGGACAGCGAGGAGGAAGCUGCCCCCAGGAGGGCAAGGAAGCAGGAGGGAGAGCAAGCCAAAAGCCACCAGGAGAGUGAAGAGGAGAGUGAGGCUGAGGAUGCCUCAUCCAAGAAGAGAGAGAACAGAGAGGACGAGGAGGACAGCGAAGAGGGGGAUGAAGAGGAAUGGACAUGCAAGGCCAAGAGGAACAGAGGGGAAAGGCUAGCUAGGGACAAGAAGAGCGUUAAGCUGAAAAACAAGGCAGGGAAGCUUAUGGGAAACUCGGAGGACAGAAAGGACAAAGAGGCAGCAGGCAGUGGGGAUGAAACUGAGGGUGAGGAAGAGCCUUCAUUGCAGAAAGUGAGUGACAAGUGUAAGGGCAGGGAAAAGCAGAGCGGAAGCAGUGAGGAGGAUGUGGAAGACAGUGGGAAGGCAGUCAAAGGGAAGAGUAAAGGCACUAAAAAAGCAGGCGAGGUGGCUAGUGUCAGCGGUGAGGAGAGUGACGUGGAGAGGGAGGUGAGCGACAGCGAGGCAGAAGAGAGUCCCCAGGGGGAGAGGAGGAACCGCUCUUCCAAGAAGAGUGCCAAGAAAGGCAAGACCCGCAGCUCCUCUUCCUCCUCAGAUGAAAGUCCAGAGCCUGAAGGAAGGAAGGCUGUCUCUGGCCGUCGUGGUGAAGACCACCCUGCCAUUAUGAGGCUAAAGCGCUACAUCCGGGCCUGUGGGGCCUAUCGGAACUACAAGAAGCUGCUGGGCUCCUGUCACUCGCACAAAGAGCGCCUGAGUGUCCUCCGGGCAGAACUGGAAGCCCUGGGCAUGAAGGGUAACCCUUCCCUGGAGAAGUGUCGGGCCUUGAAGCAGCAGCGGGAAGAGGCAGCCGAGGUAGCCUCUUUGGAUGUUGCCAACAUCAUCAGCAGUUCAGGCCGGUCACGCAGACGCACAGCCUGGAACCCUUCAGGAGCAGCAUCCCAGGGAGAGCUGUACCACAGGACCCUGGACUCUGAGGAAGAGCAGCCCCGCCGCCCGCCCUUAGACUGGUCUCAUAUGCGAGGCAUCAUCAGCAGUGAUGGCGAGAGCACCUGA